Meriones unguiculatus (Mongolian gerbil) is the source of this 1936-nucleotide messenger RNA. RefSeq names its product required for meiotic nuclear division 1 homolog (gene Rmnd1). Bases 267 to 1673 code for a protein of 468 amino acids. The transcript has 13 exons. Gene Ontology annotation, biological process: positive regulation of mitochondrial translation. NCBI's taxonomy places the organism in Eukaryota, Metazoa, Chordata, Mammalia, Rodentia, Muridae. The record is from RefSeq and is a predicted model, not a curated record.
AGAAGGGGACUCAGGAGAAUAGAGCAAGGAUAUGGCCCUGAACAAUGUAGAAGACCCAUGGGAAGACCAUGGCCCUGGUGGAGUGGGAUAGGAGACGGCCAGCUGUCUGCAGUCCCAGGGAGCUGCAAGAAUCCCCGAGCCACAAUCAGCAUUUAGAAUGUGGAAGAUACUGAAACAUCAUCUUUGAGUCCUCCUUGGCUCUUCCUUCACAUCACUGGCAGAGACAUGUUUCUAAGACAUGCACCUGGUCAUCCUGAGAUGUGGUCAUGCCAGCCAGACUUAUCCAAACCCUGGUGGGUUUACACAGCACAUCAGCAAAGGCCCGUCAGUGCAAGAGACUUACUCAACUUACGUUAAGACCACUCAUGAGACUUGAAAGCACAGCGUGCCGCCACAUCCUGAAAAUAGAGCAUCAUGUAGAUUCAGGCUUCCCUAGUGUAGCAGCUGAUAGUCUGAGUAAGCCGAAGGUCCCAGAAAUGAGCUGCAUAAUAGCACACACAAGCAGACUCUUUCCAUUAAAUGCUGUCCUUUCUUGGGAUGGAAGAGUACACCUGCCGGUCUUGUAUGCCUUUGGGACUAAUAGGAACGUGACCCACAAACCAAAUCUCUUGUGUUCUAAGUGGUUUAUAAAAACAGUAAGAAGGCAUUACUCGUCUGUACCAACUGAAGAGCUUGUUCCUAAACAAGACCUUCCACAGAUCAAGAGGCCCCUGAAAGCAUCCCGGACCCGGCAGCCCUCCAGGACCAACCUUCCCGAUCCGUCUGUGAAUGAGGACCUGAUGCAGUGCACAGCCUUCGCCACAGCAGAUGAGUAUCACCUGGGAAGUCUGUCUCAAGAGCUGGUCUCCUGUGGCUAUGUGGAAGUGACAAGCCUGCCCAGAGAUGCGGCAAAUAUUUUGGUGAUGGGUGUGGAAAAUUCUGCAAAAGAAGGUGAUCCCGGAACAAUCUUCUUGUUCAGGGAAGGAGUCGCUGUAUUCUGGAACGUAAAAGACAAAACUGUGAAGCAUGUGAUGCAAAUCCUGGAGAGACACGAAACCCAGCCCUACGAAGUGGCUCUGGUGCACUGGGAAAACGAAGAGCUCAACUACACGAAAACAGAGGGACAAUCUAAGCUGCACAGAGGGGAAAUCAAACUAAAUUCUGAGCUGGACUUAGAUGACACCAUUCUAGAAAAAUUUGCCUUCUCCAAUGCCCUUUGCCUCUCAGUGAAACUGGCUAUUUGGGAAGCAACACUAGACAAAUUUGUUGAGUCUAUCCAGUCGAUUCCAGAGGCGUUGAAAGCUGGGAAGAAAGUCAAACUGUCUCAUAAAGAAGUUAUGCAGAAAAUGGGUGAGCUCUUUGCCCUCAGGCACCGUAUAAACUUGAGUUCAGACUUCUUGAUCACCCCCGACUUUUACUGGGACAGAGCAAACCUGGAGGAGCUUUAUGAUAAGACCUGCCAGUUCCUGAGCAUCACUCGGAGAGUUAAGGUCAUGAAUGAAAAACUUCAACACUGCAUGGAACUAACAGACCUAAUGCGGAAUCACCUGAAUGAGAAGCGGGCACUCCGUCUGGAGUGGAUGAUCGUCAUCCUCAUCACCAUCGAGGUCAGAGCAGCUCUGUGCGCUGUGCCAAACACUAGGUUACAAAGGCAUUUCAUUGUAAUGUUCGAGUUGGGAAGAGUCUUUUUCUGAUGUUGUGACAGUAAAAGCACCACUGAAAAGAUACUUCAACCUUGGAAACCAAGAACCGUCCCUGGGGUGGGACACAUCUGUAAUCCCGGCACUCUGGACACUGAAGCAGGAAGGUCAUGAGUUCCAGACUAGCCUUACCUACACAGGAAACCUGGUUGACUGCAGUGGUGACCACCAACCCCAGUACUUGGAAAGACUGCCCAAGUUUGAGGCCAACUGUAACAUGGCAGGACUGUCUCAGAAUAAAUCAAGCAGAAAUGUCA